Molecule: messenger RNA, 2540 nt
Organism: Zootermopsis nevadensis
Lineage: Eukaryota; Metazoa; Arthropoda; Insecta; Blattodea; Termopsidae
Product: E3 ubiquitin-protein ligase PPP1R11
Cellular component (GO): nucleus
Molecular function (GO): protein phosphatase 1 binding; protein serine/threonine phosphatase inhibitor activity
Source: RefSeq, a predicted model, not a curated record
CGUUAUCGAAAUAUAUAAAAUCAUGUAUAAAAACAAAACUGUUUAAUUCCUUAGUUAAGUUAUAUUCAGUGGUAACUACCGAGAGAUGGCACCUGUGUAAUUGUAGUAAUUUUCUGUGCCUGGAUUAAUCUCUGAAUAAUAGUAAGAUGGUGGCAUGAAAUUGCUUAUAUAAAACUAUGGCCGAACAAACUAGGGCUGCAACACCGGCGGAAUCAACAGUAACCUUAGUGGAAAGUGAAGAUGUUCUGCAUCAGGACGUCCGUACUGUGAGGCUAAGGCUCAGGAAGCCUGAGCCAAAAAAGAAAGUGCAAUGGCAGUCAGGAACAGUUGAUAAUGAACACCUGAAUAAGAAGAAAUCAAAAUGCUGCUGUCAGUAUGAAAAACCUCAUGCAUUUGAUGAGAGUUCAUCAUCUUCAGAAGAGGAAUGUGAGAAUUGUCAUGGCCAUGUUGAAAGGAAGAAAAAGAAGAGUAAAGAACCCCCAGGAUCCACAGAGGCUUCAGCAGAACUCAGAACUUGAGGCUUCAACACCAAAUUAAAUGUUCUUCCUUAUUUGAUGAGAAAACUACUUGGUCAUGCCAUGUAAUAUGCAUAUCGUUAUUGUAAUAUUUUAUGGUUAAAGUUAAUUAGACAGGUCUUAAGUCGAUGUUCAAACAUAAGGCGUUUUAUACAUGUAAAGAAAAUUACAUUUAAUUUGAUUUUGUUUUAAUGUGACUGCAUUGGUGUUAUACCUGAGAUAAUGGUACUACUCAAGUGAUGCACCAAAUAAUAUCUGUGUAAAGUACGAGACAUAUAAUAUGAAUGAAUUGUUGUUAUUCAUAAUUAGAAACUGAGGUUACUGGAAAAGUUUGAAUUACUAUUUCGCCCUCUCUCACCAAACAUACAGAAAGGUUUAUGGCUACUUAUAAGAAAUUGUUUCCUAUUUAAAUGCACAUUUCGUGUCCAUGUAUUCACGUUUACCCUUUUUUCAUCAAGGUAGGGAAGGGGUGAGGGGGCAGAGUUACACGUGUCCUCAGACCUCUGCAUUGGUCGAAGGUGAGUAGUCACUUCAAAUAGCUUUUCCAGUAGGAACAGAAAUGGGUGCAGUUGUGAUGAGGAAAGUUCACAGUUUUCCUGGCAUAGAUGAAAUCCCUAACCAGGCACCUUAGUUUCUGAGCUGUUGUGAUGUAUGUGGCGUGUACAUGAACUGUAUUAUGUGGUGUGUCACUUGAGUUGUCUCCUCACUUUGUAGGUGACAUGGUAGUGAAUAAGUUCACUGGUCUACAUUUGGAUUCUUAAUUUAUAUAUGACACAUGCCCUGAGUCCUUUCUUCUAGCAGGAAGAUCUGUUUUAUUAGCACAGGUUAAUUAUAUUAUAUGAAUCAUUGGGGAUCAUUGCACAUUACAUUGUAGUAAAGCCUCAUUCAGUCCAAGGAAAAUUUAUAAAUACAUUCCAUAACUUUCUCUCCCAGAAACAAGUCCUUUGAUUUUGUAUUGUGAUCGGACAUCCAUUUACCAAGUUUUACUCUGCUAGAUUGUACUGUCAGCUUGAUGACCUUUGUAUGCCUGUCUCCCUCAACAUUAUAGUUGUGAUUGAACUUCUCUGCACAUUUAAUAUCAGUUCUGGUACGUGUUGAAUGUAUUUAUGAUUAGUUAAUUUUGCAGCGUGGUAUGUGAAUAAGUGCAGUCUCUGUUAUACAUAUAUACCAAGUAUUCUGUCGAUAUUUUACAUUGUAAUGACACUGUAUGUAGAAGGAAGAAAUGCACUCGGUAACUGCCAUUAGGCUGGUACGCAAUACAGAACAUUGAUCAUUCUAUUUUUAUCAUCGGAAUACAUUUAAGAAUUUGUUUCUAGAUCCUAAUUUAAUAAUUGCUUAGCCCUUCAAACUCAGAAAUGUAGUCUUAGUGAAGCUGUCAUUCUAACAUCUGUGUUAGAGAAUUUUAUUUGGGCAUUGGCUGUAGUUUGUUUUAUAAAGUACAUGCUGAUAAAAUGUGUAAUUGGUAUUAUAUACUCUAAAAGGACAGAAUAAUGAUCCAUCGGCUACAUUGGCCACCUUGUGUCUAGAAAAAGUUGAUGAGUUAACUUACUACAGCCUGUUGGUAGUUUUUGCCAAUUAUCGCACAGAUUUGCUUUUUAAGGGGUGAAUCAGUACAUGUGGAUGACUAUAUUGACAAAUGUAAAACAGACUAAAAAUGUUCAAAAAAAAAGACCUCGAUAUGUAUGAAUUAAGUAAAUGAGAUGAUCUAGUUGGUCUUGGCUCUUGCUGCUGUGUUGAUUGAAAUUUAGUUUGGAGUGCCAUUUUCCUUUAUGGUAGUUUUGAAGAUUUAAUAAUAAGCUUGAAUUGUGAAGUAAUCAUUGUUUCAGUAGAUCAGUGACAAUUUGCAGAACUGAAGACAUCUGACUAAAAUGAUGAGCUAUUUGUAAGAAGGUGGAUAAGCAUAAUGUAAAGCAGUUGUUGUUAAAUGUGUUGUUCAGUGAGGUUAGAGUUUGAAGCCACAUUUAGUUCACAGGAAUUUGUAAUGUGAUGUGGGUAUUACAAAUCAGUAAUAGUUCUGUUCCUGUA